Plasmodium vivax (malaria parasite P. vivax) is the source of this 3782-nucleotide messenger RNA. RefSeq lists its product as hypothetical. The coding region runs from base 93 to 3782 and encodes 1229 amino acids. The transcript has a single exon. Lineage: Eukaryota; Apicomplexa; Aconoidasida; Haemosporida; Plasmodiidae. The record is from RefSeq and is a predicted model, not a curated record. Gene Ontology annotation, cellular component: membrane.
GGGAAAAGCUGGGAAAAGUUUAAUAAACGGGAAAAGCAAAGGAGGGGGAUUUGUAUCUUCCCGAAAAUGUUUACACAAAAGGGAGAAAGCGAAUGAGGGGAAAGGUGGAAAAUAAGGCAAAUGCGGCAAAUAAGGUAAAUAAGGCAAAUAUGGAAAAUAUGCCAAGUGAGCCAAAUAUGGCAAAUGCGCCGAGUGGGCAGAGCGCGCCAAAUAACCCUUUGGGGGAGAAACCACACGGGAAGAACUGCCAAACGGAAGGCAGUUUUGCCUUCUCAAGUGGGGCAAAAAAAAAGAGUUGCGUCAUGCAGGGAAAGAACGUCCAACUGAAAAUAACCCCCAAGCUGAGAUCAGCGUUGGAGGCGGAAAAAAAAAAAAAAAGUUGUGCCAACCAAGUGCAAGCCGAACGAGUGCCGCCAUUCCAGGAGCUACAAACUGCGGAACAACAUAACCACCACCAAAAGCAUCACCAAAAAGGGAACAAAAUAUUCUCCUUUAAGAAGAAAGAAAAAAAGGCAAACACGCCUGGUGACAAGAGAAACACUAUUUGUGUAGAAAAAAACGCAUGUAAAAUACGCGAUGAGCAAGGAGCAAACACAGCAGCGGAUGGUCAAAAAAGCGUAAGCACAUUUUGCACGGAAGAGGAUUCCCCCAUAACAGGUGAACGAACACACGAAAAGGAAAAAAGCGAAGCAGGCUUUAAAAAAAAUAAAAAAAAAGAAACACAUGCUGGGAAUAAAAAAAACACAGGAAAGAAGUACGAAGAUAUUGUUUCAAAACUGUGGGAGUACAAAAAUGCUUCUCUGAUCAAUUUUUUAAAAAAAAUUAAAAGAGAAAAAUUUCACUCCACGGCCCAGAUUCUUAACGAGAAGUACUUGGAGAGAAGAAAGAAAAAGAGGGAACACCAAGGGGGAAAAAAAAAGGGGGCCAUUUACUGGGAACAAAGGGGAAGCCAAAGCUGCGACAUCGGUGGAAAUAAGAACGAAACGUUAGCGGUGAAGGUCCAACGGGUGAAUAUGCAGAAUGAUGAUUGCCCCUUGGAGGGAAGCCACCCAAGAGUAGGAAAAAAUCAAAACCCUAAUGAGAGGCACAAUUUUGGCCAAAAAAGGAAUAGCCCUUCCAACGUAAUACAAAUGGAAGGUGAAAAUAGCAAUACAUUUUACGAAACACAAAAUGACCAGCAUUAUGUGAAAAUUAACAGCAAGCAAUGCACACAAGGUGUUGAUAUAGACCAUGACUUCUUUUACAGCAGGAGUAACCCCAUGGGAAGAAAGAUGCCCAAGGAAGAGGUGCAGUCCAACCAUGUAUCCACCAGCAGCAAGGUGAAAAAGUUUUUCUUAAUUUUCUGCAAUGGGUGUUUAGUUGUAUUCUUAGGGGUUAGCAAUAACAUAUGCGGCAGGAUGAGGAAUAGGGUGCUGAACAAUUUUGACAGCUUGACUGCUUCGUACAAUGCUAUAGCCUACGUGGCGAUUUACUUGGUGCUGUGUAUUAUUUACUGCAAAUCGAGGAGCAUUACCAAGGAGCACUGGUCGUACAUAUAUCCGUGCUUGAGUAGGCACUUUAAGAAAAGGGGGAAGAGCGCUGAUGCCAGAGAGGUAGACAAGAAAAAGGAGCAGCCGGAGCAACCGGAGCAGCUGCGCGAUUGUACCAUUGACGUGAGGGAGCGGGAGGCCAUCAAGAGGAAGAAGAAAAUGAUGAAGCUGUUCUACAUUCACAAGAAGAGGAUAUACGAGCCGCUGCUGGAGGGGAGCAGGGGCGACGUGGAGGCGGGGGGUGGCAGUAUUAGCGGCAGUGUGAGCGGCAGUAUAAGUGAUAGCAUAAGUGGAAGCAUGCAUAACAGCAGGUGCAGUAGCAGGUUCAGUAGCCCCUGUUGUAGCGGAGCGGGUGGUCAUGGUGAUACCCCCACGGGGCGUCGAAGUGCCGGCCGAAGCAACGCCCAGAGUGGAGCAGCCAAUGCAGGGACAAAGUCAAGCCAGGGAAAAGACGCGCUAGCCGGGGAAGACAACACCAUAGGCAGCCACAGCGCGCUAUGCACAAGUGAGCGGCUCCCCCAUGAGAAGAAAGAAUCAAAUGAUGAAAAAACGCACACUCGCUGCCGUUGUAGUAGUGGCCUUGUGGAGAACUCAGAUGCGGAGGGAGGGUACUCAUUCAGCAAGCAAGACAUCAAGGACAUACUGGAGCAUUACCAACAUGAUAAACCGUAUGAUGAUACCCUCCGCUGCAGAGAGACAACGCAAAAUGGAGUGUAUUCAAGUGUAAAGAAAAAGUGGAGAGAUUUAGGGGCAUACAAAUACGUAGUCGUCAUAGCCUUAUUUGACAUAAUAUCAAACACGUUGUAUUUUGUAUCCCAGCUAGCCAUUCCGCUAACCAUCCUGCUGCUGCUGAACCAGUUGAAUUUUAUUUUCUCCAUUAUAUUAUCCUACUUUAUUUUGAAGAGGAAAUACAACAUUCAUCACGCGCUGUCAGUCAUCAUCGUGAUUGUGGGUUUCCUCUUCUUCUACAUUCCCUACGUGUAUAAGGAGAACACAGUAAUUACGAAGCAGACUAUGGUCAGCUAUUAUAUGAGCACCCAUUUUUACCUAAAUGUGAAUGAUGCGCUUCAUGACAGUGCUAGCUAUUUUAAUAGGUUCUACCAUUGUAAUGAACCCACGUGCAGUACGACCUCCCCGUUUGGCAUAUUCGCAUCUAUCAUUUUUUGCGUGCUCUCCAUUUUGCUCACAUCGUACGGUGGGGUGCUCAGGGAAAUAUUCUUCUCCGAGUAUGUAAAGGGGAGGGAGAAGCGUCACAAGGCGGUCAGCAUGAGGAAGGGAAGAAGGAAAUGCUCUCCAUUGUGUAGUGCCAUCUGCGCUCCGGAGCUGGGGGUACCACAGAAUGGCUUCUGCGAAAUGGAGACAGAAGAAAGGACAUCCUCUGGGGAGAGCAGCAAACAGGGGGGAAAGCAGACCCGAAGGAAAGAAUCAACUAUGGAGGACUAUCCCCUUUUUAAUAAACCUACAGAUGCGGAUACAAAUGGGUACAUGAUAGAUGUGCAGGAGUUAGCGGUAGGACCCCAAAGGGGGGACGAUGAAGUGUUAAGCGGAGUGUCUGUAUCCCACGCGAAUUUGAUCGUUGACGGGGUGGAUAGUACGGAGCGUCAUUUCGGAUCCCCCUGCCCCAUGUGCGGGAAGGGUGGGGGAGAAACAGGUGCACCCAAGGGGGUACUCAACAUUAUGGAGAAGGAACCGCUUCACAACUGGGUCGAAGUAGAGAAGGUCACCCCCAAAGGGGCCAUAGUGAAAAGAACGAAGAAAGGGAGAAAGGCCUCAGACAAAAUGAGCGUCAUCCUUUUAUCCUUCAACAUCUCGCUCAUUCAAAUUUGCUUACUCCCAAUGAUAAUAUACUUUCAACUUCUCUUUAACAAGAACAAGGAUGUUUCUUACUUGCUAUACAUUAAGGAUAGCAUCCAGUGUUUUUCAGGCCAUACGAUGGAGAAUAACUCCAACUGUAAAUACUCGUCUGGUGUGUACAGCCUCUACAUAGUGGUGAACGCUAUAUUCAAUUUGAGCGUGUCUUCAUUUUAUAGCAAUUACUCCUCAGCUGAGUGCUUCCUCAUUUUGAAGUCUUCCACUCCGCUCACUCUGGUCGUUUUGUAUUUUUACGACUUUCCGUUUAUCCUGGAGAGUGACAAAUAUUUUUCCAUUUAUUUUGUGAUCAGCAUCGUGAUCGUUUUUACAGGCGUGAGUUACUUCUUCUACCAGAGCAUCGCCUCGGAGAGGAGGAGAAAAAGAAGAAAAGUGGCCUCGUAG